GGUCCUGGAGGCUGCCUGCGUGCCAUACCAACGACGACCGCUGAGCUCUCUGAUCUCGCUCAACCGUGGCGCAAGCUGCGUUGCCACGUCGCGCAUCUCGUCCUCACACGCUGUCCGCGACCUUGCCAUGCAAUCUUGCGCUCCUCACCGCGACUCGACGCACUACGCGAACCAUACCUGAUGCCAUCCACUUGCUGCUGCCACCACCUCUACCCCCUCGCGGCCCCAGGCAGUCCAUAACCAGGCCUACUCGCCACGAACCACCAUGGCGCAGGAUUCGCGGCGCCUGUCCGGGGCGCUCCACCAGCUGCAUGCCACGGCAUCGCGCUCCGAGGGCCUGACCACGUUUGGCGACUUUACGUCCCCGCCACCUGCGUCCGUAGCGAACGAUGCCAAAAGCUUUGAUAUGGUUCAGAGCGGGCUCAGUGGCCUGUAUAGCCGCUUGAAGGCUUCGGUGGGUGGCAACAAAGAACAAGGCCACGAGCAUCUGGACGAAGGCGCCGUUGUGGGCAUUGGCGCGAAGAACAAGGCGACCAAAAAGCCAGCGCUUCCAAAGAGCCCUGCCGGAACUGCUGUAUCCUCGCCUGUGGUGGUCUCAGUGCCUUCGUCGAGAUUGCAGUCACCGCUUGCGCCGACAUUCCCAGAUCAGCCCCCUCCGCCAUCCCGCGACUCGAAUGUCUCAGUCUCCGCAGUAUCUGCCAAACCUUCGUUGAAUGGAUCUAGAUCUUCACUCGGAACCACGCGCUCGAGACCGUCCAUAAGCUCCCCUGUAGACUCCCACAAGACCGCUCGCGAAGACGAAUCCUUCACCCAUAGCCCUCUCAGCACGAUAAGCAAACCGCAUGGAACCCUCGCGGUUGACUCGGCGUCUAGGAACAAUUCUUCGAGCGGUCUACCCUCUGGAUCCAAAAGCAGGGAUGCGUCGCGUUAUCGCUCCGAGCGGACCAGCUACCGACAUAAUAAUGAAAUGGACCUCGUGGAGCGCGAGAGCGACACGACUGAAGAUGAUGUAGUGCUCGUAGAAGGGGACAGUAACGUGAGAGACAAAACUGGGUCCGUGUUUCCGCUCGACGUACUUGGCGAUGACCUCGCUCGGGUCACUUCUCGGCCAGAAAGGCAAUACAAACCGGUGAAAGAGCUCUCCAGUAACGAAUCUCAAGCCACGGAGGUACCGCACGUGACUGCCAAUGCUCAAACGCCUGUUCUCGCGCCAGCCCCUCAACGCCCUCCACUGGUACAAGUGGGACCGUCUCAUUUGCCCGGCUUCCACCCCUCGCGAAUGUCUUCUUCGGAUGGACUGAGCUCCGUCAUGACGAGCACUACCGUCCGCAGCCCUGCUGUACCGCCUAUUGAAGAGCAUCAACGCUCAACUAUCAGGCCAUCAAGCACUCUGGCGCAUGCUGCUCCUUCUCAGGUCCCGCGGAAACUUCUUAGUCGCGAAUACUGGAUGAGGGACGAAAAUGCGAAAGAUUGCUUCAACUGCGGUGACGCAUUCUCCACCUUCAGACGCAAGCAUCAUUGUCGCACCUGUGGACAAAUAUUCGAUUCCAAGUGCACCGUCAUCGUAUCUGGCAAGAUGUUCGGCCAGACAAUGAACGUGAGAGUAUGCAAGCCCUGCGAGGAUAUAAUUCAAGGGAAUGGUGACGAUUCUUCCGAGUACACCGACGACGGAGACCAAGCUUCUCUCUAUGAACACGACGAUGAUGGACUGGACGCAGACCAGUUUGAUCCGUCAGAAAGUGACCACACCAAGAUUGGAACUCCAACUAUUAGCAUUCCCAUGUCAAGAAAGGUGGGUAGUGAAAAGAAACGUCGGUCUGCAGUGAUCGAAGUCGCGCCGCAGCUUCCCAGACCGAGCUCUUCUCGAUCUCUGCGUUCAUUGAGUGGCCGACCACGUUCGUCUAGUCACAAACGCCAUCAUCAACAUAUGCGCAAUGUUAGGCAUGAUGAAAGGGCACCCUUCCACCAAUACCAUACAGAUCUUACCCGAAGUCGAUCAGCACUUCCCGCCUUUCACCAUGAUAAUAUCAUCGAUCCGGAUCUUGCUCCUUUCAUGUCAGACGAGGGUUCCAGUGAUGAAGAGCCGGCCAGUAUCUUUGCGACUCUGCGGGCCGACUCACCAUCACACGCUACUAUGGACAACGAGAAAGGAGGGCUGGGUGGACUACUAGCUGCUAUGCGAAAGGGCAAAGGUAGAGCCGAUAGGAACACUUUCGGCGGUGCGCACGCACGAGACCCGGAUACGGUGAGUAUUACAAGCCGUCAGUUCAACAGGCACUCCAAGCGGAGGAAUCUCAGCGUUAGCAGUAUCACACAUAGACCUUCACCUCGAAGGUCAAAGAGUAACAGCCUAUUAAAACCCUUCGGCGCUGGCUUUGGCGGAACAUCCCCGAGCCCCCAGCCGGUCAUACUACAACCUCCUCCCGCGCCGCCAUCUGCCUCAAAAAUCACUCGUAGCGCUUCUAUGCAAGGUGGAAAUGCUCCGCAAAUCGAACUCAAUCAAGCAAGUUUGGAACACGUCCGCAGACUGUUGAAGCAAAUGUUGCAGGACGCCAGCAUAUCGCAUACCUCGAGUUGGGAGAGAGCCCUUGUUCCAAUACUCUUGCAGUGCACAGACGACGUCAAUCCAGAUCUCCAUAGAGGUGAUGAUAUCGACAUUCGACAUUACAUCAAAUUGAAGAAGAUUCCGGGGGGGAAACCCCGUGACACAUCUUACGUCUCCGGCGUCAUCUUCUCGAAGAACGUUGCUCUCAAGAGCAUGCCUCGCAAUGUCGCCCAUCCAAAGAUUCUCAUCAUCACAUUCUCCGUUGAGUAUGCGAGACACCAGACACAUUUCAUGAGUCUAGACCCGGUCAUUGCUCAAGAAAGAGAAUACCUCAAGAACAUUGUCGAUCGGAUCGUGGCUCUCAGGCCCCAUGUGCUGCUUGUUCAACGCAACGUCUCUGGACUCGCUCUAGAAUUCCUGGAAAAGGCAGGCAUUUCCGUCGCCUACAAUGUGAAAGAAACGGUCUUGAACGCGGUCGCCCGGUGCACCCAGUCCAAGCCCGUGUCUUCUGUCGAUCAGCUGGCGGAUCCGUCACGCCUUGGACGUUGCGGAAGUUUUGACGUCAAGACAUACGUUCACAAGGGUGUCAAACGGAACUACAUCUUUCUGUCCGGUUGUCAACCGGAUCUUGGAUGCACGAUAGCUCUUCGAGGAGAUGAAGCGAAAAGCUUAGCCAAGCUGAAGCGCAUCACGGAGUUCAUGUGCUAUGUGGUGUACAACCUCAAGCUUGAGACCUGUCUGAUGCGGGAUGAGUUCGUUUUGAUUCCUGUCACCUCGGACAGUGGAACAAUAGCUUCCAAAAAAGAUUUAUCGGCCUCACAUAACAUCGAUGGCGCCUCGAUCCAAAAUCCUUCCAUCGCAGGCGAUGAUACCCAAACGACCGCACUCAACUUAGAGGUCCCACAAGAUGCCCCAGCGCCAUCAUUCUAUAGCGAAAUGGUGGAAAACCAUCGUACCAAGCUGUUAUCUGCAUCACCGUUUGUCAAAUUUAUGCAACCUUACUUGCUCAACCAAGCUCGCGAGUAUGAGAAGAAGCUUGGCUAUCUGAAGCAGUUGCGAGAUCAGUAUGCCAAUCCUGAGACGGAUACUGAAGGCAUGCCCCAAAAGUUCAAGUUAGUCCAGCCGGAAAUGGUGCAUGGUGUAGUCGAUCAAGCGUCGAAGCAAGUACGCGAGUUCCUGCACGCGGUACACGCAUCUGAGUACGAAAAAGCACUGCAUAAUUACAAGACCCAGAAACGGCAGUGGGAGGCUUACCUAGCGACCAACGUCGAACUGUUCGACCCCUUCAAUCAUCAGAAGAUUGCAGUCCUCUACAGCGUAGUCAACACAGCCUUUUCGACGCCAUGCAUCGGACCAGAUAUCAUCGCCCUGAAUUUCUAUCAAGAGCACGAUUUUGAUGAUGGCUUCACUCCGGAUUGCACAUUAGGCCAAUAUGUCGAAGACCUCUGUCACGGAGUGAACUCUCUCUGCGAGGUGGAUGGAUGUAACCGUAGAAUGGUGGAUCAUUCGCGACAAUACGUGCAUGGGGAGGGACAAAUGAGUGUCAUUGUCCAGAAAUAUGCCUCCAAGAUCAAGGGUUUGCAGAACACAAUCCUGAUGUGGAGCUGUUGCAGAAUAUGUGGUCAGGAGACUCAAGUGAUCCCGAUGUCGGACAGCACGUGGAAAUAUUCGUUCGCGAAGUAUCUCGAACUAACCUUCUGGAGCAGCCAAUUGCACCCGCGCGCCGGCCUAUGCCCUCAUGAUAUCCACAAAGAUCACGUUCGGUACUUCGGAUUCAACAACGCGGCACUACGUGUUCAGUUUGACCCGGUCUCCCUGUACGAAGUCACUGUACCCCGCCCUAUCGUCACUUGGAAAGUCGACAGUGAUCUCCGACUGAAGAAUGAUCAAUUCUUGAAGAUCGAGGAACGACUCGACAAGUUCAUGGUGUCUGUGCGCGCUCGCAUCAAGGGAAUCCACGUUGAAAGUGUCAUCCCCGAGAAGGUCGAGCUCUGUAAGACAGAGGUUGACAGACUCAUGAAGCGUGCCAACGACGAGCACGAUUGGCUGAAAGCAAAGCUCCAAGACAAAUACUUGAACUCAAAAUACUACGAAAUCAUUCCUAUGAAUCGAGCCAUACGUGCAAUCCAAGAGAAGGCGAUUGCAUGGGAUGAGACGUUUACUGAGUUCGAGCAGCAGUAUUUCCCAUCAGAAAAAGACAUCAGGCGACUGGCCACACUUCAGCUGAAGAAGCUUUUUCUGGAGCGCGACGAGUCUACAAGCUCGUUGACUUCCGUAGAGGAAGGGUCAGAAAUCGCCGAGGAACCAGCACUCAACGAGAAAGGAGAGUCGCUCGCACUACCACCCAUGCCUUCGAGCAUGUCACCCGAGCGUGCACGAGAUAUGCUUAAUUCGGUCGUGGAAGAAGAUCAUUCGCAGAGCACUGCGCCAACUGAUGGUGAAUCAAGGAAGAUACUGGAAUCCACAUCAGCACCAGGAGAAGCGAAGCCGGACCAACUUCUGCCUGUUCAAACAUCAUAUGACGCACUAGAGCGAGACGACGUGAGGCAUCUUGAUCUAGCUGUGUCUUCAAGAUUCUCGGAGCCCCCUGUGCCCACAGACGAGGAGCUCCUCAAAACCCCGACGAUGUCGCCUGAGCAAGAUCCUACCGGGCCUGGAUCGCCUACACCUACCGCGCUGCGAGUGGAUCCAAUCGACAAGGUGGUGGCCGAUGCUAUCGACAACAUGCCCACAUCUCCCACACCUUCGUAUCCUGCGGGUGGCCUCUUAGAGAGCAAGAUACCUCGUCUGGUAGACACCAUCCGUCGCGAAACAAGCUCUCACACAAGACCUGCGACUCUAACUCGAACCCAGUCGCAACCAGGCGGCAUCCCGAAGAGUCCUAGUCCACCGCACAUUGCGGCAGCUAGCAAACCUUCGGAGCCCACCAAAAGGAUAGGCGGUGAUGCUGCAAGAGCGAUGGAUAGAAUAACUGAUAGACUUUCUCUUGGCACAUUCAAGCAGGGCAAGUCCUCUUCGAAGAUACCUCGAUCCAUACCCAUCUUCAGAAGUCAGGGGGACUCAUCUAAGGUAUCCAAGCUUGCGGAGCAUUUCGAGCAACUUUCACGGGAAUUUCAGAGGGAGCGAAUGCGUGAGCGGCGCAAUGAACGCAGUCGGCAAGUGCGGGCUUACCCAUUAGCGUCGUCGAAGCCGAUUGUGGAAGUGUACAUGGACGUCCAUGAAGCUGUGCAGGAACACAACCCGUCGGACGAAGAGGCUGCUUCACCAGCACGCAUCAGCAUCGACAGUACACUCGAAGACAGUACCUUGACUGAAACAACUGGCGCAACACCUGCUUCUGAGUCUCCAAGGGUAGAACGGGAUCCUCAGGAGUCCCAUGCGCAUCCCAGUACUGGAAGCCAACCAGUGACACCCAGCCAUCCUCCUUCGGACUUCGAGAAUGAACUGAGUGACGUUGAGAUAGCACCCGAGGAUAUACCUUUACCGGAUUCGGAUCUUCUUUCCAUGACGGAAUCGCAGCUGGAAAAUUCUCUAGAAUUACCGAAGCACGAAAAGACAACUCUGAUGAAGAUGCUUACCAGCUUUUGGUCUGAACGGUCGGCAAGUGGUUGGACGCCUCUGGACUACCCUUUUGCCCAGAUAGAGCACGUUUGGGAAGAUUCUGAUAUUAUUGUCCGAGAGGAUGAGCCAAGUUCGAUCAUCGCGCUUGCGCUCUCUGCACCUCACUACUUGACUCAACUUCAAUCCUUCCGUGGCGACCGCGUCGCGUCUGAGAAAGGAGGCAACGGGUUAGAAAAUUCAGAGGCCUCGAUCGAACGCAACUUGUUGCAUGAAGCGAAUAGCAACAUCAGAUAUGGCUUCAACAACCGCGGGGUUAAAGCACAGUGUAAGAUAUUCUAUGCGCAAUCCUUCGACGCUCUUCGCCGCAAGUGCGGUGUUGCGGAUCGCUUUGUAGAAUCGCUUUCUCGAUGCUCCAAGUGGGACUCUAAGGGUGGAAAGUCGAAGUCAAUCUUCCUCAAAACGCUGGACGAUCGUUUCGUGCUCAAAAGCCUGUCGCCUAUCGAGGUCCAGGCCUUCUUUCGAUUUGCGCCAAACUACUUCGCGUUUACGCACCAAAACCUCUUCAAAGGUCUGCCGUCAGUGAUCGCAAAGAUGUUUGGUCUGUUCCAGGUUCAGAUCAAGACACCUACUGGGCGUGAUUUCGACUGGUACAUGCUCGUUAUGGAAAACUUAUUCUAUGAUCGGGAGCCGAAUCGGCGAUACGAUCUCAAGGGUAGUAUGCGGAAUCGCAAGAUCGAAUCGACUGGUGAACGCGACGAGGUUCUGCUCGAUGAAAACCUCGUCGACAUCAUUUACAGCGAGACGCCCAUCUUUGUCCGUGAACAUACAAAGAAGCUGCUCAAGGCGAGCGUCUGGAACGAUACCCUUUUCCUGUCCCAGAACAACGUUAUGGACUACAGUCUUAUGGCCGGUUUCGACGAUGCAAACCAUGAGAUCAUCGUCGGUAUCAUUGACUGCAUUCGCACUUAUACGUGGGACAAGAAGCUCGAGUCGUGGAUCAAAGAUCGUGGCAAGAACAAGCCCACAAUCACAUCGCCCAGAGACUACCGCAACCGCUUCCGUAGUGCCAUGGACAAGUACAUCUUGCAAGCGCCCAAUUGCUGGCAUCAAUUCUCAGGGCGAGUGGUUGGAGGGGCUCUCCUAGGUACUCGUAAGACGAUUAUGCUGGAGCCAGGCCCAGCCAGUGCUUCCGCGCAAAUAAUGGAGGUAGAGGGCGGCGAGCAGGAGAAAGCGGAGGCUGCGACGCGUAUUUGAGGUGGUAGAAGUGGCAUAGCAUAGCGAUGGUGUUGGGUUUUUGCUCUAUUCAGACGUGCCUUUGGGAUAUCCAUUGGAUUAGCAUCUUGGGGGUCUUUUUCUGUCUCGUUUGAUAUAUGCACACAUGCAACAAAUACAACAUCUUGCAGC
Messenger RNA from Paraphaeosphaeria sporulosa, 7510 nucleotides. RefSeq lists its product as uncharacterized. Gene Ontology annotation, cellular component: fungal-type vacuole membrane; endosome membrane. Gene Ontology annotation, biological process: phosphatidylinositol phosphate biosynthetic process. NCBI's taxonomy places the organism in Eukaryota, Fungi, Ascomycota, Dothideomycetes, Pleosporales, Didymosphaeriaceae. The transcript has 2 exons. Gene Ontology annotation, molecular function: ATP binding; metal ion binding; 1-phosphatidylinositol-3-phosphate 5-kinase activity. The coding region runs from base 266 to 7360 and encodes 2364 amino acids. The record is from RefSeq and is a predicted model, not a curated record.